CUGCGGAUGCUACUGAUGAGGUAGUGCAGCAACAUGCGCGCUAUCACAUACUCGAUCGGUUGGGGACGAUUUUGUUUAUGGAUAAGUCGGCAGACCGGGUGUCGGUGCUGCCUCUACAGUUCCUAAACCCAAUCAGCAACGCGAAGAGGUACAGUUGGGGUAGUGGGGCAUUAGCCUGGUUGUACAGGCACUUAUGCAAGGCAUCGGAGUCGAAGGCGAAGCAGAUUGGAGGAGCAGUGAUGUUGGUGCAGCUGUGGGCGUAUUCGAGGUUCCCACUGAUAUGCCCUGUUAUGAGGUUGCCACUACCGCCAGUGGAGGCAGGUCCCCUUGCCAAUCGAUGGAAGGGGCCGAAGAGCACGACAGAGCAUGCGACACAUGUGCUAGUUGCGUAUCGUGCGUCACUGUCGAGUAUACGGGCACACCAGGUUGUUUGGGAGCCCUACAGCGAUGUCCUAGAGUUGUUGCCCCCAUAUUGCACUGCCGGCCGACAAAUAUGGAGGGCCGAUGUGCCAUUGAUCUAUUUUUGGAUAGUAGAGGAUCAUCAUCCCGAACGUGUCUUUCGUCAAUUCGGGAUGAAGCAAGUGCCACCGGAUAUUGUAGAUACGUCCGUUCAUCUCCACAAAAUCUCCCUCCAAGGUAAACUAGAUAAGGAUUGGGUGCAAGAGCAUGCUGUCUACAUUGACCGAUGGGCCCAUAGAGAGGAACAUAUUGCUGACGCACCGGCAUUGGAUGGGGACACGACAUACCUUGCUGCUUACAUGGAGUCGUACCGAAAGACGACGAGACGGUACAUUACACGCGACUCGGCGUAUUGGGAAAUCAUGGUUGAGUCCACUGUGGAAUUACUAUUGCAAUGCGAACCAAACUCCGCAGUGUACAAUCACCUGAAGAGGACGCUGGACAUUGUCAGAGAGAUGAGCUGA
Quercus lobata is the source of this 923-nucleotide messenger RNA. Its product is annotated as serine/threonine-protein phosphatase 7 long form homolog. The transcript has 4 exons. The record is from RefSeq and is a predicted model, not a curated record. The coding region runs from base 78 to 923 and encodes 281 amino acids. Gene Ontology annotation, biological process: meristem maintenance; meristem development. Lineage: Eukaryota; Viridiplantae; Streptophyta; Magnoliopsida; Fagales; Fagaceae.